This is a messenger RNA of Helicoverpa zea (corn earworm), 3424 nucleotides long. RefSeq names its product ras-related GTP-binding protein A (gene RagA-B). The record is from RefSeq and is a predicted model, not a curated record. The transcript has 9 exons. Gene Ontology annotation, molecular function: GTPase activity; GTP binding. NCBI's taxonomy places the organism in Eukaryota, Metazoa, Arthropoda, Insecta, Lepidoptera, Noctuidae. Gene Ontology annotation, cellular component: nucleus; Gtr1-Gtr2 GTPase complex; lysosome. The coding region runs from base 218 to 1141 and encodes 307 amino acids. Gene Ontology annotation, biological process: regulation of autophagy; positive regulation of TOR signaling; cellular response to amino acid stimulus.
AUUUUCUCUAUCUAUUGCAAUAGCGUUGUAAUGGGAAUUACGCCUACCUUUCUUUUCUUAUUGAAUUUAUUUUAGUGUACUUUUAACAUAAAAACCAUUUUCUAGUGAUAAUAUAGUCAUCUUUGAUUAUAAUUGUGUUGUGUAUAACUUAAUUCGCGUCUUGUAAUAUUACAAAACAUAAAGUUUUAGACCCUUGACCCAGUAAAACUUAGUCAACAUGAAGAAAAAGGUUCUGUUGAUGGGCAAGAGUGGCUCAGGGAAGACGAGCAUGAGGUCCAUUAUAUUUGCCAACUACAUCGCCAGAGACACAAGAAGACUGGGUGCUACAAUUGAUGUAGAACACUCACACGUCCGCUUCCUGGGCAACUUGGUGCUGAACUUGUGGGACUGCGGUGGUCAGGAAGCUUUCAUGGAGAACUACUUUGCCUCACAGAGAGACAACAUAUUCCGGAAUGUUGAAGUGCUCAUCUAUGUGUUUGAUGUGGAGAGCCGAGAGAUGGAGAAGGAUAUGCAUUACUAUCAGUCCUGCUUAGAAGCUAUAUUACAGAAUUCUCCCGAAGCUAGGAUAUUCUGCCUGGUACACAAAAUGGACUUGGUACCGGAAGAACAGCGUGAGGAGAUCUUCAAAGCGAGAGAGGAAGACCUGAAGAGGCUGUCCAAGCCUCUCGAGUGCACCUGCUUCAGAACUAGUAUAUGGGACGAGACUUUAUACAAAGCAUGGUCGAGCAUAGUGUACAAGUUAAUACCCAACGUGAAGGCGCUAGAGUCUUCACUGAAACAGUUCGCGGAGAUCGUAGACGCCGACGAGGUGCUGCUAUUCGAGCGGGCGACGUUCCUGGUGGUGUCGCACUGCCAGCAGCGGCCGCACCGCGACGCGCACCGCUUCGAGAAGGUCUCCAACAUCGUCAAGCAGUUCAAGCUCUCCUGCUCCAAGCUCGCCGCGCAGUUCCAGAGCAUGGAGGUCCGCAACAGCGUAUUCGCAGCAUUCAUAGACGGUUUCACGAGCAACACAUACGUCAUGGUAGAGAUGUCAGACCCGAAGAUCCCCUCCGAAGCCACGCUGAUCAACAUCAGAAACGCGCGCAAACACUUCGAAAAGCUAGAGAAAGUCUCCUCAAGUGCCCCGAGUUCAUACCAAUGAGGAAUGACGGAGUUAUAGAACUGUGUAGUUAAUUAUAUCGAAUGAGUGCUGUGCGAAGCACGGUGUCUUGCCAAAGCAAGGUGUAGUCCGUUUGUAAUGGCGCGAGUUUGUGGGAAUUUUGUUCAGAUAGAUACGUAAAAGUAUCCAGAAGACACGCGAAGAGUUUUAACCGAUUUCCGGAAAAAAAAACGAAAAAGAAUGUUCUUCGGAUUUUUUUAUUUUUGCUCCUCAUGUUUAUGUUACAGAUUGAUUUCAUUAUGUUACUUUACGUAAUUGGGAUGCAGGAUUUGUUGGAUAAAUGUGGGUGAAAUACCUUUUCAUUUUAUAUUUUAGGAUACGCAAAUAGACGAGAGUAUGAACCCACACAAUAUCUCGUUAUUUUUCUUCUUCUAUCAGUAAGUUUAUGCAACUGAAAAUGAUUUUAAAGCAUCUACAUAUCAGAAUAUCUACAACAUAUGAUACAGGUAUUUUAUAAGACAUAUAUUGGUUUCUUAUGGUUGUAUUCAGAAAAAAUCGGAAUAUAUUUCUUAAAACGGGUAGGUAGGAUUGUAGUGGCCUUAUGUAACUCGCGUCAUAACAAAUGGACGGAGACAAUACUUAGCUAAUACAUUUGUUGGCUUUAAUAUAUUUAUGCCACUGGUGUCCGAAUACUCAAACUUCCCACUCGAAAUACCCUCUAAACUUCAAAACUAACAGAGGUUUAAAAAAAACAGUCGUCUAUGCUGUCGGUCAACUUGACCCUAAAUGUCACACUGACUCAAAUACAGACAGGUUUUCAGGAAAAGUUAUAAAAAAAGUUCGUCAAAUCUAUUCGUAGGGUCGUACAUAAAGUAUUCGGCCACAACAGUGGUUUUUUAUGUAUAACUAAGUAUUUAAUAUACAAUUUAUGUAACAUUUUAAUAUUUUAACCAUCAGUCUAAAUGUUUUAGUUCAAAAUUGUUCUUAGUUUAAGUUAGAAGUCGUUCUUGAUCAUUGCCUGUCGUUUAAAAUAACUGGAAUUUUCUGAAGUUCAGUGACCUAUGCAGGUUGUUUUAUUUUUCAGGGAAAAUAUAACUUACGUACGUAAUCUACCUAUUUAUGAUUAUGAUUCAAAUAGUGAACAAUUGGUAGUUUCAAAUAAAUUGAUUCAAAUCAAGAAGUUUUCGUGAAGAACUGUGAUACUGUUACUAAUAUUGUAGCACUCAAUCAUUUUUCUAACGAACUGCUCUCAUUUCUGACAAUUUAUCAACAUCUUGGCUUACGAAAGUAUAAACAGAUAUGCGGUAAUAAAGCGUCAAUGUUCGUAAUGUGACAUUCUAGUGGUGAGUUGCACUUUAUACCUAUAACGAUAACCGAACCAUUCUCAGUUGUCAAAUCGAUGAUUUGACCAAUAGGUGGAAAGUACACAUCUGGUUGUGGUUUAGUUAUCGUUAUAUGUAGUUAAACGGUGCACCGUGAGGGUUAAAACUUUUGUCUUCCGACCACUUCUAAACAUUUACAAGGCGGGUGAUUUCAUACAAAUCAUUUUUGUUUUUUUUUUUUUAUUUCAAUGAUUAAAAUGUCGUAUUUUUUGUUGUAGAUUAAAAGACAUUAAUUUUGACAACAUAAACCGGCGACAAGUCGCGAUAUCUAUUGAAAUAAGUGUGUUAUAUUAAAACUAAAGCUGCUUUAUCAUUUAUUUAGGUUACGUUACUGUGAUUGUGUAAGGGUUACAAUUUCAGUAAAUGAACGGUUGAUACGAUCUCAUUUCAUAGCUUGCAAAAGAUUUAAGGUACGUUUUAAAUUCUUGCUACGGACUGCAACUCCAACCGCACAAGCCGCGAGUGCAUAAAGUAGUGCGGCUGUGGCCGACUUCAUGCAGUCGGCAGCAAGAAUUCAAAACGUACCUUUACGUAUUUCGUUUCACCAAGAAUAAUUUAAGUAAUUUUGACUCUCAUACGCUUAGCUUAGUUACUCAAAUACUCAAUAAGGUCCCGUUAAAAUAAUUGCUAUAUUUUUUUGGGCGUUUUGACGAUAAUUUACCACGCCUUAAUGUAGCCAAUAUUUUGAUGGGAACACAAAGUUACCUUUUCAUAUACUGAAAUUGCACCUAUUAAAUAUAAUUAUUUUAUCUGUUAUUACGUUAAGACCGUUUAUCUGAACAGUUUAUUUUGUUUGAAAGUCUAUUAGUAUUUAUUGAAAUACGGUCAGCAUACAAGACUAAGUCUUAUUAUCCGAUAUUUUUAUGUUGCACAAUGUAUAGUCAGCAACAAUGGUUGCUGAUGUUUUUUAAACCACAAGCCUAUUAAAAGAAUUUUAUAUUUA